AUGUCUAGAACUCCUACACGAGUAAUGGUGAUUUCCAACACUCACGAACAUUGCCUCAAUGGAGCGAACAUGCCCGAGGUAGAUAUUCUCCUUCAUACGGGCGAUUUGACCAAUUUCGGUGAAUUGGAGGCCUUGAAAGAGUCCGUCAAGAUGAUGGGUACUAUCGAGGCCGAGUUAAAAUUGGUUAUUGCCGGGAAUCAUGAAAUAUCACUUGGUGCGCAAAACCGAGUAGAGAACAUGUCUGACGAAGAGUAUUCCGAAUAUCAUCAUUCCGCCAUCGAAAUCAUGACAGGUCAAUUGGCGAAAGAUGCUGGUGUUGUCUAUCUUAAGGAAGGUACUCAUACAUUCUCACUUAAGAAUGGUGCUAAAUUCACAGUAUACGCCUCACCCUACACUUGCGGAUCUAUGGGCUUCCAAUACCAGAUAAAUGAAGACCGUUUUAAUGACGCAACCCAAGUCGCUCCAGGCCAAAUUUCAAUUGCCACCAAUCCUAUUCCUGAAGGUGUUGAUAUCGUCAUGACUCACGGUCCUCCGCAUACGAUUCUGGACCAGGUUUAUGGCUCUUAUAAAGGCUGUCGUAAUCUUCUCCGGGCUCCAGAUGGUAGCGUAAAGGAUCCAUCAUCAGCUACACCGAUGGAGACAGAACAAGUUAAUGAGUAUCCAUAUACAAAUGAGUGGCCAAUCCAAUCUGGAAAACAAACACUUAUGGUAAAUGCGGCGAUCAUGAUGAACACUGCAAAGGGAAUGCGUCCAAAUUACAAGCCCUUCGUGGUAUCACUCAAUCUUCCUUGCGAUCGUUGA
Molecule: messenger RNA, 801 nt
Organism: Botrytis byssoidea
Lineage: Eukaryota; Fungi; Ascomycota; Leotiomycetes; Helotiales; Sclerotiniaceae
Exons: 2
Coding region: 1-801 (266 amino acids)
Molecular function (GO): hydrolase activity
Source: RefSeq, a predicted model, not a curated record